UCGGCGUGUAUCGGUGGAAUAUUUUUAUUUUGGAUUAUCCGGGUUUGAAAGCCCUUUCCCAAAAAAACAAAGCACGCGCCAACGAUUACGAGUUUAGGGUUUCAAAAUUAACUCGCCAUUGUAGUUGUAGAGCUUCUAUUUCGACUUCGAUUUCACUUCCAAUCAGCAUAAUGGAAUCCCCUGAGCCAAAAUCCAAGAAGAAAGCCAAAACCAAGAAGAAAAUGGAUACUGAACCACCACCUGAACCGGUUCAUGAAACGGUUCAAGCUAAGAUUGAAGUUGUCAGUUCCAAUCCAACCAAAAUGCCUCCUUUUGUUGGUUAUUUUACUUCUGGAUUUGAUCCGGUUAAGAGCUCUUCUGGUUCGACCGAUGUUCAAGUAUAUCGAAACAAGGUUAUGCAUAAGAGGACUGAGCUUGUUGUCAGCCCAGCUGGGUCCUUGGUUGAAUUUGUCGGAACGAGUUAUGAGGGAGAGGCUGCGGCCGUGGCCAGAAACCCCGCGACUUAUAUGCUUGGUGUCUUUGAUAAGGAAUCUCAGACGCUUAAGAUUGUGCCUAUUGGUGGUAAUAAGAUAUUCAGAUUGGAACCAAGAGUUAAAGGUGUGGAAUAUAAGGAGCCCACUCCGACUCCGACUAAGAUGGUGGAAGAGCUGACUGCGGAACAGUGGACAGAGAAAAAGCGAAAGGCUGAUGCUGCUUUGGGAACAAAGAAGUCAAAACAGAUGCUUAUCUGGCUUGAUGAAAUGACAGCAGAUGAAGAACCUGAAGCUAAAAAGAAUUUGGAUGAGAAAAUGAAAAAUGUUGAAGUAAAAGAAACUGCUCUUGCAAAUACAGAAGCUCACGUUACUCGCCAUAUACCACCAUAUAAUUCUUCUGCAACUACACCUCAGGAGGCUUAUGUAUUGGACAAAAUCAUCCUUGCAGACGAAUGGAAUUACCUUCAAGACAUUUAUUAUAGUUUGCAAAAGGAAGAAGCAGCAAACUUCAGUCUUUAUCCAUCUUUUAUUCGCAACAGGAUAAACAGAUUAAAGAAGAUUGAGGACGAUUCCGAAAAGAAGAAGCUUUCUUGCAUACUUUUAUUCAUUAAUUAUCUUGUCAAGUUUAAAGAUCAGCACUCCAUGGAUGGUAUUUCCUCUUCAAAGUUCGAGAAACUUCCCUACACUCUGCAUCAUAGAUUUACAGCAAUGUUUGAUGUUUCUGAAUCAAGAAGGCUGCCACCUGAAAAGCUGAAUCUUCUCAUUUCUUAUGUUUUGGUGCUCACACUUUUCUCUGACGAUUUCCGCACCGACUAUAGAGAUAUAGCAAAGGAUCUAAGGAUGACCACGCUAACGCUGAGACCAAUCUUUGAGCAUUUGGGUUGCAAAUUGAUAUCCUCUCAGAAGGUUUCCUAUGCCACACUUCCUAUCCCACUUACAUUUCCUCAGAUAAGGCAAAGGAAGAAGAAGAACAAGAACAAGUUAUGAUCACUUUCAUAGUCUGUUUUUGUUACUAUUGACUGUUGCAAAUCAAGUUGUUUGUCAGUCACUCUGAUGCAGUGAUGUCAAGUUUUAUUAUCCAACCCUAGGAGUUUUUGGAUAUAGUUUUUUUAUAAUCUGCACGUACAUUUGAACCAUGUCUGCUUUGUCUUUUGAUUUGGAAGUGAUUAAUACACUAAUUAUAAUUUAUUUUAUGAAUCAUACAUGAGAUAAAUAUUUGUUAUUGGUCAAUUAGUUUAGAGCAUGUGUAACCUUUCUUUUCUCUUGUAAUGAGAGAUUAUUAAUUCAAAACGAGAGGAUUAUAUCGAUACCUCAACUUAAAUUUUA
Medicago truncatula (barrel medic) is the source of this 1799-nucleotide messenger RNA. RefSeq names its product DNA-directed RNA polymerase I subunit rpa49. Gene Ontology annotation, biological process: DNA-templated transcription. The record is from RefSeq and is a predicted model, not a curated record. The transcript has 5 exons. The coding region runs from base 171 to 1460 and encodes 429 amino acids. NCBI's taxonomy places the organism in Eukaryota, Viridiplantae, Streptophyta, Magnoliopsida, Fabales, Fabaceae. Gene Ontology annotation, molecular function: DNA binding.